This is a messenger RNA of Saitoella complicata NRRL Y-17804, 213 nucleotides long. RefSeq lists its product as uncharacterized. The transcript is spliced from 3 exons. The coding region runs from base 1 to 213 and encodes 70 amino acids. The record is from RefSeq and is a predicted model, not a curated record. NCBI's taxonomy places the organism in Eukaryota, Fungi, Ascomycota, Saitoellomycetes, Saitoellales, Saitoellaceae.
AUGUCAAACAAACCACCGACGAAUUUGAUCCAGGACUGGUCAUCCAAGCUCAUCGGCAAAAAGAUCACUGACUCCGGCUUUCCCAAAGGUGAUUUACCACAGAAGAGCAGAGUUGUGGAGCCCGGAUCGUUCCUCACGAGAGACUUCCACGAGGAUAGGUUGAAUGUGCAUGUUGAUGGGAGUGGGAAGGUUACGCACUUGACGCAGGGUUGA